AAUCCUAAAAGUCCCACGAGUUGUCAAGUGAAAAGUCGUCAUCGAAGUUCGCUGGAGAGGUCAGGGGCAGAAGAGGAUUACCAUGGCGCUAUCAAGGCUUUACAGCAGUCGCGUGACUGGAGGCGCAAAAGCUGCGUUGAAUUUCUACCGAAAAUCUCUUCAUUCUCAAAUAGCCCUAAUGUCGGACUUUCGAAUUGAAAAAGACACUUUCGGCGAACUCAAAGUGCCAUCUGACAAGUAUUAUGGGGCCCAAACUCUUAGAUCUGUUAUGAAUUUCCCCAUAGGGGGCGAAUUUGAACGAAUGCCGUACCCGGUUAUAACCGCGAUGGGAGUUUUGAAAAAAGCCGCCGCUACAGUCAACAAAGACUACGGUCUGGACCCCAAACUGGCCGACGCUAUCUGCAAAGCCGCCGAUGAAGUCAUUUCCGGCAAACUCUACUGCGACCACUUCCCCCUAGUCAUCUGGCAAACCGGCUCUGGUACUCAAACCAACAUGAACACAAAUGAAGUCAUUAGCAACCGCGCCAUUGAAAUCCUCGGGGGCAAACUCGGCUCUAAAGAACCGGUCCACCCCAACGAUCACGUCAACAAAAGCCAAAGCAGUAACGACACCUUCCCCACAGCCAUGCACAUCGCCGUUGCCGUUGAAAUUCAAAACACGCUCCUUCCAGGCCUCAAAAUGCUAACGAAUGGUCUCGAUAAGAAAGCGCAGGAAUUCAAGGAUAUCAUUAAGAUUGGGCGCACGCACACCCAGGAUGCCGUCCCCUUGACUUUGGGACAAGAGUUCAGCGGUUACGUACAACAAAUGAAAUUCGGUAUCGAUAGAAUUAACGAUACUUUGCCGAGGUUGUACAUGCUGGCAUUAGGGGGCACCGCUGUGGGGACGGGGCUCAACACAAGGAAAGGAUUCGCGGAGAAGUGUGCCGCCGAAAUCUCGAAAUUGACGGGAUUACCGUUUACGUCAGCCCCAAAUAAGUUCGAAGCUUUGGCGGCCCAUGAUUCCCUUGUGGAGGUCUCAGGGGCACUAAAUGUAGUCGCUUGCUCGAUUAUGAAAAUUGCCAACGAUAUUAGGUUUCUGGCUUCUGGACCCCGUUGUGGCUUGGGCGAACUCUCUCUCCCUGAAAACGAGCCCGGGAGCUCCAUCAUGCCUGGCAAAGUCAACCCGACCCAAUGCGAAGCCAUUACCAUGGUGGCAGCACAAGUGAUGGGCAACCACGUGGCAGUGACCAUCGGUGGCUCCAACGGUCACUUCGAAUUGAAUGUUUUUAAACCCAUGAUGGUAGCCAAUGUCUUACGAUCGAUCCGUUUGUUAGGAGAUUCCAGCAAAGCUUUCACCACUAACUGUGUAGAUGGCAUCGUAGCCAACAAAGAUAGAAUCAGUAAACUCUUACACGAAAGUUUGAUGUUAGUCACGGCUCUUAAUCCACAUAUCGGGUACGACAAGGCGGCCCAAAUUGCCAAAACGGCACACAAGGAGAAUAGUACUUUGAAGGAAACGGCUAUCAAAUUAGGAAUUUUGACUGAGGAGCAGUUUAACCAGUGGGUCAAACCUGAGGAGAUGUUGGGACCUAAAUAAAUGACUCCUGUGCUUUUUGUUUCUUUGUUAAUUUUUUCUUUUUGUAAAUAAAUCAGUAUUUUAAA
This is a messenger RNA of Tribolium madens (black flour beetle), 1641 nucleotides long. RefSeq names its product fumarate hydratase, mitochondrial-like. Gene Ontology annotation, biological process: malate metabolic process; tricarboxylic acid cycle; fumarate metabolic process. Gene Ontology annotation, molecular function: fumarate hydratase activity. The transcript has 4 exons. The record is from RefSeq and is a predicted model, not a curated record. Gene Ontology annotation, cellular component: tricarboxylic acid cycle heteromeric enzyme complex; mitochondrion. Lineage: Eukaryota; Metazoa; Arthropoda; Insecta; Coleoptera; Tenebrionidae. The coding region runs from base 83 to 1576 and encodes 497 amino acids.